This is a messenger RNA of Pimephales promelas (fathead minnow), 2955 nucleotides long. NCBI's taxonomy places the organism in Eukaryota, Metazoa, Chordata, Actinopteri, Cypriniformes, Leuciscidae. The record is from RefSeq and is a predicted model, not a curated record.
GUAGCGGGUGCGCGCAUGGCGCUGAGCGAUCUCUGGAGAAUUAUUCAUCAACGCUCUGAGUCUGAAACUUUGACUUUAUUCUGUGUUUUUUGGACGCGUGUCACGGUGUGAACAGAAAAUACUGACUGACGGGUGGCUAAAUGGAUUGAGACAGUCUGGCGAGAGAAAGAAUAAGAGAAGUGAGAGAGAGAGAGAGGGGGAGAGAGAGAGUGGGGACUAAUAAUCCCGCUAAUCCAGGCCAAUCCCAGCCGCUCAAACUCAGACGACUCACAGACAAAACACAGCGGAUCACACGCACGCCUGAUGCGCUUUAGACCGGGUGUUUUGGGGGAUUCUGGGACGCCGAACGGCCUGCGGUGGGAUUCAUAAACACUAACACAUCGGAUCAGGGCGACAGUGGAAGACAGGUGUGCCGGGACUGAAGAAAAAGCACAGCGCUGCAAGUCACAAAUCUAACGGAAAGCCAAAUCUUUGGAGAAACAGUGCAUGUUCAAAAAGAGACAUAAGAGGUGAUGAAGGAGCAAAACGGAUGUUUGGAAGAAGUCUCUAAAAGCAGUGUGCUGUUUUUUAAAGACAUUUUUUGCAAGAAAGCCAUUUUUUUCCACUAUCAGAGAGAGUGCAGGGUUUUUGUGCUCACUGGAAGGUGUUUAAACUCUUGGUAAAUCCUAUUAGGCUUCUUUACGGGGUUAUUUUUAAACUCCGGGUCGGGAUGGGCAGCGGCUCACGGACUGAUGGUGCUCGUGCAGUACAGGAUGAAUGCGUGUCUAUAUGAACUCUUGAUGAAUAUGUAGAUGGUAUUUAUUAGUAGAUGUGCUGUCAUCACGAUCUCGAUGGCACUCGUAUCAGAACAGCCGAGAGUUUGUCAAAACUGACAUUUUUUUGCAGAGUAUUAUAAUCAAACAGAGUUGUUGUGUUUUUUUGCACAUCUAGAAGUUUGAAUCUGAAAAAAACAACACUUUUAAUUAACCUAUGCUGUUUUGUUUAAUUAAUGCAUUUAAGCUUACAGCAUUAGGAAAUUUAUUUGAGCAUUUUGGAUCUCAUUAAUACUAAUUAUUUCACAUUAAUUUAGUGUUUUUUUAAUCUGGAUUUAUUCAGUUAUUUGAUUGAUUCCUUCAACUAUCACUGGAAUUUGUUUGUAUUUUUCAGAUUUCUUUAAAUAUUUUUUUCUCUCUUUUUUAUCUGUCUAGGGAUUACUUUAGCAUUGUUUUAGUUGCAUUUAUCUGUGUGUUUUUUUGUAGUAUUUUUCUGAUAUUUUUUUUUCUCUCUGGAACUUUUUAAAAAAUAUAUUCAACAUUAUUUUAGCAUUUAUUGAGCUUCGCUUAUCAGGGUAUUUUAUUGCUUCGUCAAACUAGUGUUAAGCAUUUUUUAUAUGCUCUUCCACCAUCUGUUUUAAGGAUUAUUCAACAUUAAUUUGGCAUUUAUUGAAUCAUUUAUCGUUUUUAUCUGGGUAUUUUAUAGCUUCAUAAAACGAUCUCUCUCUUUCCGGAUCCGUUUUGGGGAUUAUUUAACAUUAGUUUAGCCUCUAUUAUGACCCAUUUAUCUGUAAAUGUUUGAUUGGACGUUUUUUUUAGACACCUUCUAUCUUUCCACCACCUUUUGGGGAAUUAAUUUACUACUUAUGCUGCAUUUACAGUAAGUCCAACGUCUGUUGGACUUACUGCACAUCAUCAUCAACAGCUUGCUAUAUUUUUGACAGCCAUUUUGGAUCUUCUUUAAGGAUCAUAUAAAUCCAAUAUUUCUCGUCAUGAGUCUGGGAAAGCUGCCGGCGAUCAAAGGCCUGGUGUCCACGUCUCAUGCCAAACGGCGGUUUAAAAGCGACCUGUCGGUGGACAUGAUCAGCCCGCCGCUCGGCGACUUCCGCCACACGAUGCACGUGGGCCGCGGCGGAGACGUCUUCGGAGACACUUCGUUCCUGAGCAACUACGGCGGAUCGGCUAACAACGAUGGUUACCCAGAUUCACCCACUGGCUCCAGAACGACACGUUUUUUGUCUCGAACUCUACAGCACGUAAGGAAACCCCCCAUGCCCCGGAUGAGGGGGGGGUCACGUGACUUCUCGUCCCCCCCGCCGCCCAUCUCGCCCAUCAUUAAAAACGCCAUCUCGCUGCCUCAGCUGAACAUGACCAACGAUGGCCUGAUGAGGUCGCUGCUGCCCACCUCCACCAGCUCGUCUGACGAGCCGCUCUGCUCAUACGGUCAUCGUUCGGGUUUCAUCACGCUGCCUCGUUCAUCACGACUGGACCAAAGCUUUGCAGAAACGCCUGAACUGCUCAGUGAAGACAGUCGACAGAGUUCCCUACCGGAGAACAGUGACGUCUCCAUGACACGAUCUGAUUCGCUCUCGUCCUUCACGGUGGACCUCGGCCCCUCCCUCAUGAGCGAGGUUCUGGAGUUGAUUGACAGCUCUUGCUGCCUCAUUACGAGCCGUCAAGAGGAAGAGGAGGAGCCAAGCUCUGUGUUUGAGAUGGAUCAUAAUGGGCCGGAGACUAACACUUUAAUCAGGCGUCCAAUCACAGCAGACGCCGGGAUCGAGCCCAAGAAGUUCCAGCAGGCUGCUAGCAUGCUAACACGUCACUUUGGAGGAGGAAGAUCUGAAGAGGAGCGGCAGAGAGCUUCAUCUUUCAGACACACAAGGACACCGUACAGCUUCACUGAGGCGGAUGAAGAAAUCAAAGUAUGAAGAUCAGUUAAGAUAUUUAAAACCAGUUGGAUUUCAAAGACAAUUUAGUUUUUAAUAAAAGGAUCUUUUCUUAAAAUUCUUAAAUCCAUCCAAAUUUUAAAAUUAGGAAAUAAGGAUCCAUUUUCACAUUUUAAAGGACCUGAAAGAGACAUGCUAUACAGUCUGUUCAUGAAUGGAGAGUAUUUCCCUAACUACGAGCACCAUUGUGAUGAACCAACAUUCAGCUGUACAUGUCUUUCUUUGUCAUGCAAUUAAACUUGCAAUCGAGUGUAUUU